AUGUUUUCUCAUUAUUUGUAUGAAUCAGAUGAGUUCAUGCUUUGUAGUUGUUUCAGUAAUUUCCAGAUGAACAAGCUAAGACUUACCAGGAAAACUUUCCGAGAAGUAGGAAAGCAGGCAAGGGAUCUUUCUGUCAAUGAAUUCAGAGUUCCAAUUGUUAGAACUAAUGAGAUUGUUGUUGAAAACUUAGUUUAUGUUUAUGGUAUUAGAGCUUAUUUCCUACUGGUUGUAAGUUUUAGAAAGAGUUUCUUUGAGAGUAAAACACGUGAGCGAGAGAAACACUUAGGGUUUGAGAGAUUGAGAGAGUUGUGGGCAAAGAUGGCCUCUACAAGUUCAUCAACUCUUGAAGUUCCAAUCUUUACGAGAGUUCACUAUCAUCUAUGUUCUGUAAAAAUGAAAACUUAUCUCAAAUCACAAGGGCUUUGGAGAGUGGUUAAGACAGAUGAAGAACCCCCAUCUGUUAGAGGAAAUCCAACCAUUGCUCAAAUUAGAGCUCAUGAAGAUGAGUUGCUCAAGAAAGAUAAAGCUUUGACUUGUAUGCACUCGGGUUUAGCAGAUCAUGUUUUCACUGGAAUCAUGGAUUUAGAAUCACCAAAAGUUGUCUGGGACAAGCUUAAAGAAACAUAUGAAGGCACAGAUCGAGUCAAGGGGAUCAAGCUUUUGACUCUUAAGAGAGAGUUUGAACUCCUCAAGAUGAAAUAUGAUGAGCAUAUUAAGGAUUAUUUGGCAAGAAUCAUGGAUUUAGUCAACCAAAUUAGACUUUAUGGUGAGACUUUAUCUAAUCAGAAGGCUGUAGAGAAGAUUAUGAUUAGUGUUCCACAAAAAUUUAUGGCCAAAAUUUCUGCUAUUGAGGAGUCUUGUGAUCUGGAAAAGAUGACUAUUGCGGAGCUUACGAGCAAGCUACAAGCUCAAGAACAAAGAUCCUCUCUUAGAUCUAAAGAAUGUACAGAAGGUGAAUUUUAUGUUUUUGACAAAGGAAAGAAGCAGUACAUCAAGAAAAGAAAAGGGAAAGGCAACAAGAACAAAGAUCCAGAUGACUCAAGUUUAACAUAUCAAGGGAAGUUUCCUCCUUGCUCACAUUGCAAAAGAAAGAACCAUGCUGUUGGUUCAAGGACAAAGAAAAGCCAAAUUUCAAAUGCAAUUUUUGUAAGAAAUUUGGUCACACAGAGAAGUUUUGCAGAGCCAAAAAGGGAGCAGCAGCAAGGGGAGCAUUUAUUUGUGGUUUCUCAAGUAAUGAAGGCAUCUCAGAAUUUUACUAGGCUCAUUGAUAUUGGAUGUACAAGUCACAUGACAGCAGAUGCAACAAUUUUCACUAGCCUUGAUCAGUCUAUCAAGACAAGGGCGAAGUUAGGAAAUGGCUCAAUUGUACAGGCAAAAGGAAGAGGCUCAAUUUCAAUCAACACUAAGCAAGCAUAUGGGACUGAAUGUGAAGGUUGUAAACUUGGGAAAUCCCAUAGAACAUGUUUUCAACAAGGUGGAGUCAUUAGAGCUACUCAAAAGCUUGAGUUGGUCCACUCGGAUAUUUGUGGCCCAAUGCAGACACCCUUUAUUGGUGGCAGUACAUAUUUUCCUCUUUUCAUUGAUGACUUCACAAGAAUGACAUGGGUUUAUUUCAUGAAAACCAAGUCAUCAGUAUUUUCAAUAUUUAAGAAUUUUAAGAAGCUUGUGGAAACUCAAAGUGGUUGUGUGUUGAAGGUGUUAAGAACUGACAACGGGGGAGAAUACACGUCCUUGGAAUUCAAGUCCUUUUGUCAACAAGAAGGAGUAUUGCAUCAGCUUACAGUUCCUUAUUCUCCUCAACAAAAUGGGGUUUCGGAAAGAAAGAACAAAACAGUGACAAAUAUGGCCGAAGCUGUAGCUACUUCAGUUUAUUUGCUGAACAGAAUAGCUACAAGGGCAGUUGAGGAUAGAAGUCCUUAUGAAGUUUGGACAGUUAAAAGAACAAAGUUAGAUGAGAGAGCAGCAAAGGGAAUAUUUAUUGGUUAUUCAAAUGAGUCAAAAGGGUACAAAAUAUAUGAUCUUAAAAGCAAAAAAGUUGAGUUCGGUAGGGAUGUCAACUUUGAUGAGAACUCAUUUUGGAAUUGGGAGACACAUGAAAUUAAAAAACAUGAGUUUCCUUCCUUAUCCAUUUCAGAUGCCAGCCCUCAAGAUGAAGAUGAGGAUGAAUUAUUUGACGUGCAAAGCACUACCGAUUCUGCAGUCAUAAGAAGCAGACCUUUAGUGGAAGUGUAUAAAAGAUGCAACUUUCUUGUUGAUUUGGCCCAAAAUAAGCAUGCUAUUGGUGUUAAGUGGGUUUAUCGGACCAAAUUUAAUCUGGAUGGCUCAAUACACAAGAACAAGGCUAGAUUGGUUGUGAAAGGGUAUUCUCAAGUUGCUGGUAUUGAUUACGGAGACACAUUUGCUCCCGUGGAGGAAAUUUAUGUAUGUCAGCCUAAAGGUUUUCAGGUACAUUAUAUGGAGGACAAAGUAUAUAGGCUCAAAAAAGCAUUGUAUGGCCUUAAGCAGGCUCCAAGGGCCUGGUAUCAGAAAAUAGAUGCGCACCUAAUCCAACAAGGAUUUAGGAGGAGCGAAAAUGAGCUUACCUUAUACUUAAAGCAUGAAGAUAAUGAUUUAAAGUUGUUAUUGUCUUUAUAUGUCGACGACCUCCUUGUUACCGGCAAUGACAAAAAGGCUGUGGCUGAUUUUAAGAAGUAG
This is a messenger RNA of Mercurialis annua (annual mercury), 2694 nucleotides long. RefSeq lists its product as uncharacterized. The record is from RefSeq and is a predicted model, not a curated record. Gene Ontology annotation, molecular function: nucleic acid binding. Bases 1 to 2694 code for a protein of 897 amino acids. NCBI's taxonomy places the organism in Eukaryota, Viridiplantae, Streptophyta, Magnoliopsida, Malpighiales, Euphorbiaceae. The transcript is spliced from 9 exons. Gene Ontology annotation, biological process: DNA integration.